This is a messenger RNA of Dendronephthya gigantea, 5674 nucleotides long. RefSeq lists its product as uncharacterized. Gene Ontology annotation, molecular function: protein binding; calcium ion binding; G protein-coupled receptor activity. Gene Ontology annotation, cellular component: membrane. Gene Ontology annotation, biological process: cell surface receptor signaling pathway; adenylate cyclase-activating G protein-coupled receptor signaling pathway. The record is from RefSeq and is a predicted model, not a curated record. Lineage: Eukaryota; Metazoa; Cnidaria; Anthozoa; Malacalcyonacea; Nephtheidae. The transcript is spliced from 38 exons. The coding region runs from base 144 to 5564 and encodes 1806 amino acids.
AUAGCACCGCAAACCAGCGCAAAGAUAAGACAUUGUUGCGUUAAUCGUUGUUAAAUAACGUGCGUUCACAAAAAUUCCGUUUAAUAACCCUAAUAACAUAACGAUUGGCUGGGUUAGUAUGAAAGACGCCUGAACUUAAACCAAUGGAUUUGGGAAGAAAUAUUUUCGUUCUUUACAUUGCGGCGAUUAGUUUCAAAUUGUGUUGUACAACACUGGCUGAUGAGGACGUGCUUUUACACCGAGGUCAUGUGUCAAAAACUGAUACCAAAUAUUUAAACAAAGGCGGGUUUUACCGCGGUGCAAGUCAUUACUGGCCACUCGACUAUGAAACUCAGAUAAGAGAUGUGAGAUAUUCUCGUGAUGGAAAAUGGAAAGGAACGAGAGGGAUUGUCACUGGAGAGAACAGAGGAUAUUUAUCACUUUUUACCAAUGGUUGGGUGCGAUUAGGAAAAUUUCUUGAGGAAUGUUUAUGUGAUAUUCACCUUUGUACAAAGAACGGAUUUAGCGUUGCAUUUUGGGUAAAAUUACCAAUUUAUGAUAAUGAGACAAAAAUACUGCUUGGUAGUGACACAAAUGAUACUGGGUUAAUGAUUUUUCAAACCACUCGAGCAGUAAAUGGGACAGACGAACGCCAUAUUUCAGCAAUUGUUUUUAUGAAACAACGCAAGUGGCAAUGUGAUUUCCCCACCAAACCUGGGAACUGGUUAUAUUUAACAAUCACGUGGUCAAAUCAAAAUGGAUUGCGAAUGUUUAAAGAUAGUGUAUUGAUGAGUGAAGAAACAAGAGCUAAGAUAGCUCCAGGUCGAGUAUUUAAACAAAGGUAUAAAAAGUGUGCAGUGGUAUUGUCACCACCCACAGUUUACGGAACGACGCUGAAAGCUGAUUACGACGAUAUUGUGAUAUGGCAUUAUGAACUGUCUAAAAAUCUCAUGAAUCAAGUUUACAGAAACACCUUAGAUCGCCCGAAGAUUGAAGAAUGCAAAACAAACGGAACAUCUUUAAACGUUCUCAUCGAUGAUAGAUAUCAAACGUACAAGAUAGAAAGAGAUUUUCGGAUUACUUGGUGGAGAAACGGAGUGGAUGGAAGAGGAAAAUAUAUUUCAAAAGCUCUUAAUUUUAGUAUUCAUCAUCUAGUUCAAAAUUCAGAGUACAUUGUUGAAGUUCAGCGCAGAAUGUUCGUUAGUAAAAAGAAUACAUCAAAAAUGGUUGUCUCAAAGUCAUCCAGAGUUACGUGCAAUACUAAACUUAACGGUAAUAUAAAAAUUGUUGUUCCAGGAAAACCAAAGAAUUUCGCAGUAAGAGAAAAAGCUGCGAGGUAUUUUUUGCUAGAAUGGGAAAAAAUAGAUGGUCCAGUUCAAGGGUAUAAGAUUUCUUAUCGCAAAGAUGACUUCAGAAUCCCGGAGAAAUGGUCCACCACAUUCAGAGGAAAUGUAGCCUCAGCGUACUUGGAACAGCUUGAACCUUUUACAGAAUAUAUCAUUACACUUGCGUGUAGGAAUGAACAUGGCAUUGGCCAAGCAGUCACUCUUCGAGAAAAAACCGCGGAAGGACUUCCCAUGGAGCCAAGAUAUUUGAGAGUAAAGCAAAAAGGAGAAAUAUUGGUGAUAAAAUGGCGACAACCAAAAGAAUUAAAUGGAUUAGUAGAUUAUACAUUGUUUGCCCUAGUGAACGGCAACGAGAAAACAAUAUGUAGUGCCUGUGGCGAAUCAUACAGAUUGGAGUACGUUGAACAAUAUACAGAGUAUACAUUCUGGGUGAUUGCAAGGAAUAUAAAGAAUGGGUAUAUGAGUCCACCAUCUAAUAAUGUCACGAUUACUACGCCUUCAUUCACGCCAAGUUCACCGCGCAAUCUAACCGCUACGUUUACACAAAAUGGAAUCCAUGUUAGCUGGGAAACAUCCAAAGUUCCAAGAGGGCAAGUAGAGUAUAAAUUAUUUGGUCGUGUAAAUGGACAUCAACAGCUUCUUUGCGAUGAAUGUAAUCUGCAGUAUUUAAUGAAAAAUGUCGCCAGAAAUACUCAAUAUGGAUUUUGGGCCGUAGCGUACAACGUUCAUAAAGGUUAUGAAAGUGCUCCAACUGGCGAAGUAAUCAUCGAUACUGGAUUGUAUGUACCAACAACCCCAGCAGGACUGAGGGUCAGUUUAUUAUUAGAAGGAAUUCUUAUCUCCUGGAACAAAUCUCAAGUGGAGUAUGGCAGAGUGCGCCAUCAACUCUUAGGACUGGAAAAUAACGUGAAGAAAGUAUUUUGCUGGGAUUGCGGAUUGAAAUACUUGAUUAAUAAAUCAGAACCAAACAUGAAUUAUUCAUUCUGGGUUGUUGCUCACAAUAUGCAAAAUGGAUAUGAAAGCAUUCCUAGUUCAGUUGUUGACUUUCAUACCGCCCGUAGUAAGCCGCCACCGCCUGAACUUAUUCUUGCGCCAGAGGUUAAGGAUUCCAGUGCUAGAAUAACAUGGAGUCCUCCGAAAAGCAUGCAUGGAAAAGAUGAUGUCAUUGGCUAUAAAGUUACUUUAUAUAAUGCCUUUAAUAUCCUUCAUAUUGAAACAACUGAAAGUCUUCAACUCGAGCUUAGUAAUCUGACGCAAUUCUCAAAGUAUUACGUGACGGUUCAAGUAUUAUCUGGGGCAGGUUACGGUCGUCCUUCACAGCAAUUCACUAUACAAACUAAAGAUACAAACGAAUGUAUAAUGGAUGGUACACCCUGUGGUGAACAUGCGCAGUGCGUCAACUCCGCGGGCUCUUAUUUCUGCUCUUGUCUGCCCGGUUUCGCUGGGGACGGGAUUCGCUGUAAAGCGCUGCCAUCAGAAGUGACAGAAACAGAUUUUUGUCCUGAGGAGAAAACAAGAAAUGUCACAUGGAAACGAACUUAUCGUGGACAAACAGACAAAAAUCUUUGCCCUAAUGGAACAAUAGGCAUCACGACACGAGAAUGCCUAAAAGGAAAUGCUAGCACGCCAUACUGGUCAGAUCCCAACUUGAGUAAUUGUGUUUCUUCUUGGAUGUCCGCAGUAGAUGACAAACUCGCCGACCAAACACUGAACUCAACAGUGGUUGGGGAUUUUUUCCUGAAUCUUCUCGACAAGAAUGGUGCUAGAGGUUUAUAUGGAGGAGAUAUUAUAAAGACUGUAAACGUCAUUGAUCAGUUGUAUAAUAAGAGUCAGCAAAAUGAACUGAAUGAAGAAUUGACUAAUCAAGAAAUUACCGAGAGUUUGCUAACGAACCUAGUGAAUAUCACAGAAAAAAUUAUUUCACCAAAAUCAUUGAAAGUUUGGGAUGACAUACCCAAGGAGCAAAGAAGUGAAUAUAGUGUCAGAAUAAUUGAUGGUCUAGAUAACGCUGUUUUGAAAUCGGCCAAGAUUGUAAAUUUUUCUUCUAUUCAAAGUGAACAUAUCGGUAUUCGGUAUGGAAAAAUAUCACAUUUUAAACGGAACACCAAUACGACGUCUUCCGAUAAACACAUGAGUGAAAUGGAUAGUAUUAAAUUCCCAGAGCAAGAGGAAGGGAUGGAUAUUGAAGACCAAACUGCAGCAGUCAUCUUGUACAACACAAUUGAAGACGUUCUGUCGGCUGGAAAUCAGCAAUUACAUGAUAAGGAUUUUGUCAAUACCGCAGUUCUUUCCAUCUCUACAAGUCCGCCUGUAUCCACACCAUUUCGAAAGCCUUUGGAGUUUAUAUUAAAAAACGAAAAGGAUGGACAAUUUGACAAGCACAAAUGUGUAUUCUUCAAUACUUCCAGGAAUCCUGGUUCUUGGUCAACGACUGGUUGCCAAGUGUUUAAUGUAACUGGAAACUUUACUGUGUGUCAUUGCUAUCACAUGACGAGCUUCUCAGUUCUCAUGCAAAUACAACCUGUAGAAAUGUCGGAUUCAGAGGAGUUAAUAUUAAGUUGGAUCACUCGUGUUGGUUUGUGUAUUUCCCUUGUGGCUCUUGGCCUGGCAUUUAUCACAUUUGUUUUUCUGCCGCGACCUUGUGGUUAUAAAUCUGGUUCGCAGUGUUUUAAAUUGUGCGAUCAAGGGUACAGACCAACAUAUUUGAAAAAAGUUCGAACAAGUAUUCAUGCAAAUUUAAUAUUAUCUUUGGCUCUUGGAGAAGCGUUGUUUUUAUGGGGAAUUGAAAAGACGAAUCAUGAGAGGACGUGUUACGCUGUAGCAGUGGCGUUACAUUAUCUGCUUCUUGUUGCAUUUCAUUGGAUGGCAGCAGAAGGUGUUAUAUUGUAUCUUGUCUUGGUUAAAGUGUUUCAACGAAAGAGCGCCAAUAAAGAUAAAAGGAUGUUCAUGAUCAUAUGUUGGGGUACACCAGCUGCUAUUGUUUGCAUUGCCUUGGUUGUGGGACAUGAGUAUUACCUUCAUGACAAAUGUUGUUGGUUGUCAAUGAGUCAUCAUAUGAUAUGGGGUUUUGUCGGUCCUGCUCUGGGCAUUAUACUGGUGAAUAUUUUCUUUCUUUGCUGCACAUUCCGCGUCAUGGGACGACGACAGAGUUGCAAUAAAACAGAGAAAAAUAUGAUGGGGAAAAUUAGAUACUGGGCCAAAGGGGCCGCUAUAGUUACCUGUUUACUUGGUAUCACGUGGGUGUUUGGAGUGUUUUAUCUGAAUAACGAAUCUGUAGUUAUUGCAUAUAUAUUUAACAUUUGUAACGUUCUUCAGGGGUUAUUUAUAUUCGUUUUUCAUUGUCUCCUGGAUGAAAAGAUUCGACAACAAUAUUAUCAAGUAUUUUGUGCAGUAACUAACAUUGAAUCGAGAUCUCCAAGUCAUUCCACUGGCAAUGGUAAUAGAGGACAACGACCAAGCACAUUCAAUAGUUGGCUUUGGUCCGUUGCCCCAAUGAAACUUCAAGACAGCAAAUCUGAAAGUUGUCCAACAGUUGCAGAAAACACGCUAAAACGAAUGAAUAGUUCAACGCAUUCAUUGACACCAUGUAUUGACCGACGGUUGAUGGAAAUCAAACGCGAUGGCCAUGGCACUAGUGUGAGACCACGUGGAAUGAGUUCUAUUUAUCAUGAUAGUGAUGAAAAUAUGGACAACAUUCCUGAUAAUAUUCUUACGGUGAAACAUGGCUCAAAAAAUAACAGUGGAAGACUGGAUUACCAGGAUGAGGACACAACAGGAGGUGUUUUUGAAGAAUAUUGUUUGCCAAAUUUAUCGCGUGAAAACAGUGAAGAAUUUUUUGAGAUUUCUGAAGAUACAUGUGAAGAUUGUCUUUAUGAGAUCAAAGAAUGGUCAGAACAACGAGAUAAAUCAAUAAAAGCGAACAGCUUACAUGAACAGGGUUUAAAAACGUCAAAAAACUCGCGUAGUUCAGUCACAUCUGAGCAUGAAUAUUUAAAUGAAGAAGCAAACAUGGUCGAAGAAAAUCACGAGGAACCUGAGGAAAAGGAAAUAAAGGUUGAAGAAUCUGAACAAUGUAUAUCUAAUACCACAAUUACACCACGUAUUGUGUUAUCAGAUUUUUCCAAACCAAAAAGUACGACAUAUGUAAACAGCAAAUACGUCGUAAAAGUGACUGACGCAAACGGUACAGAAUUAUCGCCCACAUCAGGGCAGAAAUUCCCCGGUCCAGCACAAGUUUAGAAAUCUACAUCAAGAAGUCUGUACACAUAAUGCGUUGAUAUUAAUAUCAUCCAAAGGAGAUGUUAUCCAUUUUGAAAAACAUCGUUGAUGUUCUCAAGUUGAGAACUGCC